Molecule: messenger RNA, 4202 nt
Organism: Nematostella vectensis (starlet sea anemone)
Lineage: Eukaryota; Metazoa; Cnidaria; Anthozoa; Actiniaria; Edwardsiidae
Product: glutamate receptor 3
Exons: 15
Coding region: 222-3017 (931 amino acids)
Biological process (GO): modulation of chemical synaptic transmission; monoatomic ion transport; synaptic transmission, glutamatergic
Cellular component (GO): plasma membrane; postsynaptic membrane
Molecular function (GO): transmitter-gated monoatomic ion channel activity involved in regulation of postsynaptic membrane potential; glutamate-gated receptor activity
Source: RefSeq, a predicted model, not a curated record
AGUCCAAAGCAGUUUGAUCACACGUUGUUUAAUCGCUUGGCAUGUUCCUCGGACGAGUUUUAACACUUCGCGCACUCACACCUUAACAUUUUGGCGCGUCCGUAAGGCCAAGAUUAAAGGAUUCAACGAGCCAGGUGUACUGGGAAUGAAGCCAUCACGGUACUAGAUCUACUGUUGUUUCUGGGCGCAGUUCUUAUCGCGACACACGCUUCCCCUUGGUCAUGUUUCUAAAGACAAGUUUGGUUCUAAGCCUGGUAAUUUGGAUCAAUAUCGCCUUCGUGAAUCCCUUGGAGGUCAGAAAUAUUGCAGGAGUCCUAUACCAUCCAAAUGACGAAGUGCUUUACAAGUCUUUCCUGGCCGGUGUUCGAAGACUCAACAAGUACCAGCCCCUACCUUACGACCAAAGUCUCAAAACUAUCUCAUUCAAGACAAUUGGGAACGAAAUACUCGGAUGCAAGGCAGCAAGGGAGCUUCGCAGUUCAAGUUGCAUCUUCGACCUGUCUUUUGGUGACGAGCGGUCGUACGCUCUGGCGGAGCUCCUACAGAUCCCCAUGGUUGUUCUGAAGCCUAAAGUGCGGGGAGGAUGGGCAAGCGACUAUUUCUUCACUCUCAUGCCUCCCCAAGACGAAACAGCGGCAGCUACGGUCCACUUACUACACUACUACAUCAAAACCAAGCACCAGAAAGUCGCUAUCCUAGCCGAACGAAAGCAGGCCCUCCUUGGGUCUAAGGUUUUCUCAUUAGCCCGCCAAGGCGGGUAUGUGAUACCAUACAUGAUGCCGGAACUAGUGAUAGAAAACUACCGUGAGUCCCAGCGCGCCCUGACUGUGCUCCUAAGGUCAAAGGUCAUGUAUGUUGUUCUGGUUUGUGAUCCAGCCGAGACGACAAUCAUCAUGGAGUGGGCUAUGAGAGUAGGAUGCAUCGACAAGGACUCUAAAUGGAUUACUCCAAAUAUGGAUAUUCCCGGGAACAUCUCCGCACUCGCAUUACGUGGCUUGCUGGGACUACGUCUACAAAUGCAUGGUGCCAGAAAACUGAGACGGGAAGCUGAGAGGAAUGCCAUGGCAGCACCUAACGUAACAGGGCUAACGUACGCCGUACUGAAUGAUUCGCUGUACGUGGUCGUUAAGGCCAUAGGGGAGAUGAUGAAGAACACGUUCCUGGUGGAAGACAAGAAUCAGGGAAAAGGCUGCCAAUUUAACCCAGCCGUGACAACAGAUACGGGCGAAACCAUUUUGGAUUUUCUGAAAACGAUCAAUAUGCAAGGACUGACGGGAACUAUUCAGUUCAAGACGGACGGUUCAAAUGAGCGUGUGGUGGACGAGUUUGACAUCAUCAACAUUCAAGUUCAAUCACAAACAUUAUUCUCUCACAAAUACAAGAUUGGCCAACUGACCAUAACGACCAACAGCAACCUGGUAAGCUUACAGAGGGACAACCUGGUCAACUGGAACGGUCAGUACUGGGAAGAGACGGAAUGUGAGCGAAAGGAGGAAUUCAUGCGGAAACACCGAGAGAAUGACCGCGUUAUCAUUGUCACUACCAAGGAGGACGCUCCUUUCAUGAUAAUGAAAGACAAUGCAUCGCUGUUGAAAGGGAACGAUAGAUUCAUGGGCUUCAGUAAGGACCUGUUGGACCUGCUGGCUGAGAAACUGAACGUUAAAUACGAAAUCAGGAUAAGCAAAGAGAAAUCGUACGGCUCUGUGAAGAACGGAGAGUGGAGAGGAAUCCUAGGAGAACUUGUCCGACAAGAAGCAGAUAUUGCAAUUGGCCCGAUUACUAUUACGGCUGAAAGAGAACAAGUGAUCGACUUCAGUAAGCCGUUCCUUGAUUUUCGCAUCGCCAUGAUUCUACAGAAGCCCCUGGAAGAGGACGUGGACCUCUUCGCGUUUCUAAUGCCUUUCCAGAAAGAUCUAUGGGCGUGUUGUUGCCUGGUGGUUGGAGCCGUCACCAUACUGAUGUGGAUUCUUGACCGGUUUAGCCCUUAUGGGUUUCGAGCCGAAGCCAAGAAUACUGGCGAGGGCGAAGGUGACGAGUUCAGCUUGCCUAACAGUCUGUGGUUCGCUACGGGGUCCAUUCUUCAACAGGGUGGGGACAACACCCCUCGGUCGGGCUCCGGACGAGUUCUGGCGGCGUCCUUCUGGCUCUUUACACUUAUCCUAAUAUCCACCUACACUGCGAACUUGGCGGCGUUUUUCACAGCUCAAAACUCCAAAUCUAUCAUCAACUCUCUAGAAGACCUAGUCGCUCAGGACGUCUUCAAAUACGGUGUCCAACAGGGCGGUUCGCUGUUCUCGUUCUUCGAAAAGUCAAAAGUCCGAAUCUACAAGAAGAUGUUUGGCAAGAUGAGCACCCUCAACACUUUUGUGAAGGGUACAGAUGAGGGUGUCAACCGGUCUCGAACCACGCCCUUCGCGUACCUGACUGACCAGCCGUCGCUUGACUACUACAACCAGAGAAAGCCCUGUAAUACAAUGCUCGUCAAGAAUUUGCUGGACGCGAAGAGCUACGCACUGGGGCUGCAGAGGAACUCCGAGUGGACAGAUGGCAUCUCAGUGGCUAUUCUUCAGCUGCGCGAGGAAGGUGAGGUUGAGAGAAUCCGAUACAAGUGGUGGGAUGCGAUGUCCGAGUGUAAUCUUAAGGACGCCGUGGUCUCCAACCAGCCAAUGAGUCUAGAACUGCAUCACCUUGCGGGUGUCUUCAUCAUCCUGGGGGGAGGGGCCGGGAUCUCUCUCGUCAUUCUACUGAUGGAGAACCGAUUUCGAGGGGCGUUUAGUUUUUGGCGACCAGAGUCUCCGCAGGCGGGCGCCCGCAAUAGCCAUGGCGGCUUGUCCAGAGCAGCCUACACAAGCAGCAGUUCAGAAUGCAAAUUGAUCAACAACACGACAAGGAGACAGGAACCUGAUGGUAUAACCAGGAGAUCGCCAAGGCCAGACUUUUCACCAAACAUCGGAAGGGUUCAUCCUGAAGUCAGGCGGCCAUCCGUCUAUGUAACGGCUCCCGAGAGCGAUCUGUAGCUUAGCUAUGAUACAAUAAUCAAUUUAGGCAAACAGGAUAAGACCUCAAAUAUGUUGAUAAGGACCCACUUUGUUGGAUGGCAAAAAAAAAAAAACGCCUUUUUAAAGCAAGAGCUUUAAAAUGGCCUGAUGUGCUUUUAGUGCCUCAAAGUUGGACUCAUAUCAAGGAAUUUAACAAUUUAAAUAAGCCCUGCCACCAGCCCUGGGGGACUCAACAAGUUGAAUGUUAUGUUACAAUAAAUUUUGUUAAGGAUGUAAUCCAAUAUACAUUCUAGGUAUGUGACUCCAAAAAAUGAUGUCUUUGUCUAUGUUCAGUUUUUAAUAAUAUGAACUCCCAAUUAAGAUAAAUUAUAAAAUUAAGCAUUGUAUUAGGUAAGUUAAUGGCUGUCUGCCUUCUAGCUUGUUUGUGUUGAAUUGUAGUAUUAAGUAUCUACAAAAAAUUAUCAUUGCAGUAAUUCCUACAGCAAUGAAACUAAAAACAAUAUUUUUACAUCCACCAUGGUGCCCUGGGUUUGUGGAAAAAAGAGAAGUGUUUCCUCUAAAUCCCUUAAUUCUUUGCUGAGUUGGAUUUUGUCCUCAUAAUUACCAUUUGAAAUUACUAAUGUACUUCAUAUAAGCCUUUCUGCCAAGAUUGAUAUAUAUUUCACAUUCAAUGUAAAUAGCUAAGGAAGCGUUUGGUUGAAACUUCAUGAACAUCUCUUCAAAGUCUGUGUGAUGUAGUGUUAAGUAGUUUAGAUUGUGCAAAGUCAGAACAGGCAUGGUUUGCGCGAGGGUGAAUAAGGGUGCGGAGGCUUCCAUUCAAAUAGGGGAUAGCAAGUUUUACUCGAUAAUAAUAAAUAAUAUUCAUUUUUUUGCCAUUAUUCCUUGGGUUUAAUAUCUUGAUUUACCUGAAGUCAUAUUGUUCCACACAACAAUGAAUAUCUUUACUUUUAAUCUUACUUUUAGCAAAAGUGCUUUUAUUAGUAGACAGGAAUUAAAAUGAACAAUGGUGCGAGAUAUACUGGAAAUUAUUUUCCAGCAUGAGAAAUUCCCUGGCAAUGUAGAAUCUGGAAACAUUAGGCGGGUAGCUGUUAUUUAUAGAAUCAUAAUAAAAAAAUAGGAAAUAGUAAUAUUGUAACAUCAUAUGCCUAUAGCUUGUAUGUUUUAGUCUUGUGUGGACAAUUAUAAUAAAGUCUUUUUUGGCAA